AUGCGGUCCUCCUUGCAGUACGCCUCGCUGGCAGGUCUCGUUGCUGCCGGCACCGUCUCUGCAGGCGUCGUCUCCGUUCCCUUUGAGAAGCGCUUCCUCGACAGCAACCCGCUCCCGACAUUGCUGCGGCGCGAUGGCACCGUUGGGCUGGAUGCCCUCAACAAUCUCACCGGGGGUGGCUACUAUGCCGAGUUCAGCGUUGGCACGCCGCCCCAGAAGCUGAGCUUUAUGCUUGAUACGGGUAGCAGUGAUACCUGGGUCAACUCGGUGGACGCGGAUCUCUGCACGGAUUCGCUUAUACAGAAGGAAGUUGGCGAAUACUGCUCAAAGCAAUUUGAUCAGAGCAAAAGCAAAACCUUCAAUUCAACUAGACAACCCUUCAACAUCACCUAUCUUGAUGGCCGCAACAUCAUGGGCAGGUACUUCAAAGACACCGUUACCAUCAACAGUGCCACCAUCAAGAACCAGCAAAUGGGCCUGGCUACACAGUCUGUCCGUGGAACAGGCCUGAUGGGCUUGGGAUUCAGGUCAAACGAGGCCGCUUCAAUCAAAUAUCCCACCGUCAUCGAAAACAUGGUAUCUCAAGGCAUCAUCGCCAUGCCGGCCUUCAGCCUCUACCUCAAUGACCUGCAGACCAGCCAGGGCUCCAUCCUCUUCGGCGGCGUUGACACCGACAAGUUCCACGGCGGCCUCGCCACUCUGCCCUUCCAGUCGCUGCCUGCAUCUAUUGCUAGGACGAAAGAAAUUGUCAUGUACGCCGUUCAGCUGAAUGGAUUCAAAGUCACCGGCGUCGACUCUCCUGCGGUCAACGCCACCGCUGUUCUGGACUCUGGUUCAACCAUCAGCCUCCUCCCAGAUGACGUCGUACAGGCUGUUUGGAAGCAAUUCAACGUCAUGAACGUCCGGGGCAUUCCCGUUCCCUUUGUUGACUGCGCCAAGGCAAACGCCAAAGACACAUUUUUCAGCUUCCAGUUUACAAACAAGACAAUCCAAGUCCCCAUCGAUGAAAUGGUCCUCAACAAUCUGUCAGGCGUGCAAGAUCAGAUUUUCUCAGACCCAACCUUGAGCCAGGUAUUCAAGGGCUGGAGCGGCGUUUGCACUUUCGGCAUGGCUUCUAUCUCGGACUACGGCAUCUCUUCAGACCAAUUUGUUCUUCUCGGAGACACCUUCUUGCGCUCCGCCUAUGUCGUGUAUGAUUUGCAGAACAAGCAGGUCGGCAUUGCCCAGGCGACCCUCAAUGCGACAAGCAGCUCCAUCAUUGAGUUCCAGGCGGGCUCCAAAACUAUUCCUGGCCCUGUUUCUACAGGAUCCGACGACUCAAGCGACUCAGGCAAAGGAAAUGCCGGCGUCGCGCUGCAUCCUGCUUUCUCAGCCGCCAUCGCAGGCACCGUCUUUGUGACUCUUUCCAUGAUUAUGAAUGCGCUAUAA
Molecule: messenger RNA, 1428 nt
Organism: Trichoderma asperellum CBS 433.97
Lineage: Eukaryota; Fungi; Ascomycota; Sordariomycetes; Hypocreales; Hypocreaceae
Biological process (GO): proteolysis
Molecular function (GO): aspartic-type endopeptidase activity
Source: RefSeq, a predicted model, not a curated record